Molecule: messenger RNA, 4257 nt
Organism: Nannospalax galili (Upper Galilee mountains blind mole rat)
Lineage: Eukaryota; Metazoa; Chordata; Mammalia; Rodentia; Spalacidae
Gene: Arhgap30
Product: Rho GTPase activating protein 30
Exons: 12
Coding region: 274-3573 (1099 amino acids)
Biological process (GO): small GTPase-mediated signal transduction
Molecular function (GO): GTPase activator activity
Source: RefSeq, a predicted model, not a curated record
GGCAAGAAGGGCUAGUGCUUGGCUGGGCCACGAGACACAGUUUCAUGCCAGGGUUCCGGGAGCUUCCUCUUCCAUAUCCACUUCCGUGUGGCCCUGGACCCCAGAGGCAAGUGCUGCUGUCUGUUGCCCAGGCCGCCCUCCACCCCUAGUUUGGAACCCAGCCCCCCUGGGGCAGGACCAAGCCUAACUACUGAUUGGGAUCCAAUGGGGGACUGGUAGGUCAAAGGUCUUGGGGGACAGAGGUGGCUGGGCCAGAUCCCUGGGGCUCCGGCCAUGAAGUCUCGGCAGAGAGGAAAGAAGAAGGGCAGCUCCAAGGAACAGGUGUUUGGGUGCGACUUACAGGAGCACCUGCAGCACUCAGGCCAGGAGGUGCCCCAGGUACUAAGGAGCUGUGCAGAGUUUGUUGAAGAGUAUGGAGUUGUGGAUGGGAUCUACCGCCUCUCAGGGGUCUCUUCUAACAUCCAGAAGCUUCGGCAGGAGUUUGAGGCAGAGCGGAAGCCAGACCUUCGGCGGGAUGUCUACCUCCAGGACAUUCACUGCGUCUCCUCCUUGUGCAAGGCCUAUUUCAGAGAACUGCCAGAUCCCCUCCUCACUUACCGGCUCUAUGACAAGUUUGCUGAGGCAGUGGCAGUACAAUUAGAACCGGAACGCCUGGUCAAGAUCCUAGAGGUGCUUCGCGAACUCCCAAUCCCAAACUACAGGACUCUGGAGUUCCUUAUGCGGCACCUGGUCCACAUGGCCUCAUUUAGUGCCCAAACCAACAUGCAUGCCCGAAAUUUGGCAAUCGUGUGGGCCCCUAAUCUGUUGAGGUCUAAGGACAUAGAGGCCUCAGGCUUCAAUGGGACAGCAGCAUUCAUGGAGGUGCGUGUGCAGUCCAUUGUUGUGGAGUUCAUCCUAACCCAUGUGGACCAGCUCUUUGGGGGUGCUUCCCUCUCUGCUGAUAUGGAGAGUGGAUGGCGAUCACUUCCAGGGACGCGGGCAUCAGGCAGCUCUGAGGAUCACGACAUACCCAGGUCUCUUCCCUACCACCUGCCUAGCAUUUUACAGGCUGGUGAUGGACCCCCACAGAUCCGGCCCUACCAUACUAUCAUUGAGAUUGCAGAGCACAAGAGGAAGGGGUCUUUGAAGGUCAGGAAGUGGAGAUCUAUCUUCAAUUUGGGUCGCUCUGGCCAUGAGACAAAACGUAAACUUCCACGGGGUACUGAGGACAGGGAGGAAAAAUCUAGUAAGGGGACACUGCGGCCAGCCAAAAGCAUGGAUUCACUGAGUGCUGCAGCUGGGGUCAGUGACGAGCCUGAGGGGCUGGUGGGACCCAGCAAUCCCAGGCCAAAUCCACUGUUGCCUGAGAGCGUGGAGAACAAUUCUAUGGAGGCAGCAGAGGGUGAACAGGAGCCUGAGGCAGAGGCACUGGGUAGUACAAACUCUGAGCCAGGCACUCCACGAGCUGGGCGGUCAGCUACUCGGGCUGUGGGUAGCAGUCGUGCAGAGCGCUGUGCUGGUGUCCACAUCUCAGAUCCCUACAACGUCAACCUUCCACUACACAUAACCUCUAUCCUCAGUGUGCCUCCAAACAUCAUCUCUAACGUCUCCUUGGCCAGGCUCACCCGUGGCCUUGAGUGCCCUGCCCUCCAGCCCCGGCCAAGCCCUGCCUCUGGUCCUGGACCUGGCCCUGGCCUUGGCCCUGGCCCCCCAGAUGAGAAGUUGGAGGCAAGCUCAGUCCCAGGUCCCCUGGCUAACUUGGACCCAGCAGACAUGACUCCUGCCCUGGAGGACUCCCUGUCCCAGGAGGUGCAGGAUUCCUUCUCCUUCCUAGAGGACUCAAGCAGCUCAGAGCCCGAGUGGGUGGGGGUGGAGGAUGGGGAGGUGGCCAAGGCAGGAGCAGCAGGAGCAGCUUUCUCCCUUGGGGAGGACGACCCUGGGAUGGGCUACCUGGAGGAGCUCCUGGGAGUUGGGCCUCAGGUGGAGGAGUUCUCGGUGGAGCCACCCCUGGAUGAUCUGUCUCUGGAUGAGGCACAGUAUGUCCUGGCUCCCAGCUGCUGUUCCCUGGAUUCUGCUGGCCCCACACCUGAAGUGGAAGAAGAAAAUGGGGAAGAAGUCUUCUUGAGUGCCUAUGAUGAUCUAAGUCCCCUUCUGGGGCCUAAACCCAUGAACUGGGAGGAUGUAGAGAGUCUGGAGGAAGGGGCAGCAAAGUGUGGGAGACAAUCUCCCACACAGGCUGAAGAAGGGCAGAUGGGCUGGGAAGCUGGGGAGGAGGAGGCUGAGCCUGGAAGCACAUCAGAAAACAGGGAAGAGGCAGAGGCAAUUCCAGAGAUAGAGAUGGUGGUUAGAAAGGCUGGUGAGGAGGGAAGGGAAGCUGAAGGAAGCCAAGAGGUAAAGGUGAGUUUUGAAGAAGGGAGCAGUGAAGAGACAGAGGCCAAGGAAGAAAAUUCCAAAUGUCAAGAGGUUGAAAAUAGAGAGGAGGCUAAGGAUAUGGAGGAAACAGGAAGAGAACAGGGUAAAGACAAGAAGGAAAGAAAGAUGGAGAGAAAAGAAGAGGCUGAGAAAGGAGAGGAAUCCCCAGCAAAAGCUGGAAUGCAUCUAGAGCAUACAGCCCAGGAACACCUGGUUGCUGGGGAGAGCUGGGAGGUUGUACAUAAACAAGAGGCUGAGGAAGGCAGAAAGGAUGAGGUCAAAAGUCAGAGGGGGAAUACUGACCACAAGGCAAAAGAAGACCAAGGACAUGAAGACAGAAGUCUAGAAGAGACAGAUGAAGGACAAGCAGAAGUCUGCAAGGAACAAAGGAGUACAGAUGAAGAAGCUGAAGGUCAGAGUGCUGGUGGUGACCAUUUUGAAGAGGGAACCCUCUCUGAAGCGCCAGGUGUAGAGUCCCUGGAGGUUGACAGUAUGGGAGAGGUCAAUGCAGAGUCUUCUGAGAUAGAACAGGACUCUCCACAGCCCCCUGAGCCAGAGGUGAUGGAACCUGAGGAACAGCUCAGCCCUGAGGGAUGUGAUUUGUGUCCCUGUCCAGUUGGUUCAACAGGUGGUGUGGGCAUGCGCCUGGCUUCCACCUUAGUUCAAGUUCGACAGGUCCGCUCUGUGCCGGUAGUACCUCCCAAACCACAGUUUGCCAAGAUGCCCAGUGCAAUGUGUAGCAAGAUCCAUGUGGCACCUGCAAGCCCAUGUCCAAGGCCUGGUAGGCUUGAUGGGACUCCUGGGGAAAGGGCUUGGGGGUCCCGUGCUUCCCGAUCCACUUGGAAGAAUGGAGGUAGUCUUUCCUUUGAUGCUGCUGUGGCCCUGGCCCGGGAACGCCAGAGGACUGAGGCUCAGGGAGUUCGGCGGACCCAGACCUGUAUUGGGGGUGGGGAUUAUAGCCUCAACCUUAGACCCUCUCCUUGUAGUAUGAUCCCUGCCCAUUCUUCUCGACCCCUUAGCUGCCUAGAACUCCCACCUGAAAGCACAAAAGAGUCUGAACCCCGGAGUCGACUUAGUCUUCCCCCUAGAGAACUUCAUCCCCCUGUCCCUCUUCUGUCCCCCCAGCGCCGGACAUAUGCAUUUGAAACACAGGGUGACCUUGGGAAAGAUGAAGGACUGUGAAUGGGACCAGCUUACUAGACAAGAGGAAUCAUAAAGUUAUCUUGAAUCUCUGGAGUCCCUGACUAAGGUGUCUUUUUUCAGCUUCAGCAGCUGAAAACCAAUUCCAGGGGGUUUGGUUCUCUAGCAACUUGUCUUAACCAUGAGAGGCACUGCCUUGGUGGGUUUACUUGAGUUUGUCUUAGACACAAAGCACUUAUCUCUUAAUAGAGUCCCAAGCAAUACAGAAAGGUCUUGUUCCCAUGAAGUUGUGGUCAUCAACCAAAAGAAGCAUGGAGUAGGUAGAAAACUCAAGAGGUUUCUCAAAGUGAAAUACAGAGGAGAAUUCCAGCCAAACUCCUGCCCUCUUCCGAGGCUGUGAACUUCUCUUAAGGGAAGCCUAAGGUAGAGGUGGGGACACAGGGCCAGAUGUAGAAUCUGCCCAUCCUGCUUUGUUCCUAGAUCCUUGAAUAUCCCCUGACUCUCUUAGCUCCAGAUCAGGAGAAACAUGUUCAAGAAGUUCUUUCAAGUCCUCAGUGUUUGCUGAAGGAAAUGGAUGACAUCUCUUCCCUUCAAUUAAUUUGCAGAAGUCCUGGACAGAUCUCUCUGGCAUUUCUUUUUACCAUUAGAAUGAUUUCUUCUCAUUUUAGGAAAAGAGAAUGGCAUCACUCUGGCCCUGCACUAGCUCUUCACACAGGCUGAGGCCAU